Messenger RNA from Adelges cooleyi (spruce gall adelgid), 472 nucleotides. RefSeq lists its product as uncharacterized. The record is from RefSeq and is a predicted model, not a curated record. The transcript has 6 exons. Lineage: Eukaryota; Metazoa; Arthropoda; Insecta; Hemiptera; Adelgidae. Bases 36 to 383 code for a protein of 115 amino acids.
CGUUUAACCUUUACCGCGGUAUUAUUAGCAUCGUUAUGGCAAAAAUAAAUUAUUACUUUAUUUUGUUAUCUAUCUGUGUUGCAUGUACAUUUGAAAUUGAUACAUCUAUACUCAAAAAGGAUUACAUAAUUAUAUAUCAACAGGAUUUUGAGACGGGCGUUUGCAAGUUUGUAAAAGAAGAUGGUAAAAAUCCGUUAGAUGAAAAAUUAGAUUUGGCGUUCUAUUUAAAACCACAGGAACCUUGCUACGUUUAUAUAUCCAAUAACAUUACGAAAAUGGGAAUAACCGGCGAAAAUGUAUACAACUACAAAUACACUUUUGAGGCAGCUGAACUGAUAUUUGGAACAUUAUUUCGCCAAGGAGGAAUUCCUCCAUCCAAAUAAUGUAUACAUUAAUUGUAUUUCAUCGAUUUCGAGAUCAUUAUGAUUAUGUUUUUAUGUUACUAUACUCAAGUUUUUAGUUUUUUGUUUUU